AUGAUCGAGAAAACAAGAAGUAUGAUCGAGCAAACAAGUUCUUGGUUGGCAGGGACGAGCACUUUAGAUCUCUAUGCAGCGAGCAAGCUCGUGAGAAAGCAUGCCAAGCGUGGCUCUAUGGUGGAAGCUCGGAGAGUGUUUGAUUCUCUCCACCACCGCGAUCUCGCGCUAUGGAACGCUUUGAUCCUCGGGUAUGCCGAGAAUGGAGAGCCCGAGCUUGCUCUGGAGUUGUUCUCUGGAAUCCAAUCCUUCAACGAGCGAACAAUCCUUGCGGCGAUCAAAGCUUGCGCUUGCAUUGCCGAGAGAGAGGUCGAUCAUGGGCGAUUUGUCAAGAUCAAGGCGCUGGAGAAGGGCAUGGCUGUUCAUCGCUUGGCCGCGAGAGAGGGCUGCGACUCCAACGAUUUCGUGGCCAGCAGCUUGGUUUUUAUGUACUGCAAGUGUGGCUGCUUGCGCGAGGCCGAGCGAGUUUUCUCCUCGAUGAUCCAGAGCAAUGCCGUGGCGUGGAGCUCGCUCAUGCAUGGGUACGCCGACAAUGGACUCGCGCGGGAGGCUCUCAAUCUGUUCGAGGUCCUCCAGCUCGAACACGAUCGUCACGCCAUGGCUGGCGAUCCCUGGGCCUUCGUAGCAGCCGCGAAAGCUUGCGCCAUCCUCGCCACACAAGAAUCUUGCCAGGACUUCAAUGAAAAGCUCGUUCCCAUGGAAUCCCUCGAGAAGGGAAUGGCGAUCUAUGCUCGAGCCAUAGAAAAAUCCUCCCAUUCCAGCACUUUCGUGUCAAAUUCACUCAUAGAUAUGUUUCUCAAGUGUGGAAGCGUGGUUGACGCUCAAAGAGUUUUCACUCGAAUGGAGUUUCGUGGCGAGCCCAACUCUUGGACCUUUGUUGCCGCAUUGAAAGCUUGUAGCAAUCUCGCGGACUUGGAAACCGGGAGAGAAAUCCACAAGGAGAUUUGCCGGCGUGGAAUGGAAGUUCUCGAGCCUAUAGUCGUGUCUUUGCUGGAUUUCUAUGGAAGAAAUGGAAGUCUGAGAAGUAGCCAACUUAUUUUCGAUUCCUUAUCAUCUGGAACUACCACCAUUCUUGCAUGGAAUGCCCUGAUAGCAGGAUACAGUCACCAAGGAAACACAAAGCUCGUCUUCCAUCUCUUUCAAGCAAUGGAAGCCGAAUUUGUAGCAGCCGAUGGGAUCACCUUUGCUCCACCGGUUGGAUGA
Molecule: messenger RNA, 1203 nt
Organism: Selaginella moellendorffii
Lineage: Eukaryota; Viridiplantae; Streptophyta; Lycopodiopsida; Selaginellales; Selaginellaceae
Product: pentatricopeptide repeat-containing protein At1g11290, chloroplastic-like
Exons: 3
Coding region: 1-1203 (400 amino acids)
Biological process (GO): RNA modification
Molecular function (GO): protein binding; RNA binding
Source: RefSeq, a predicted model, not a curated record